This is a messenger RNA of Rosa chinensis, 611 nucleotides long. Its product is annotated as 60S ribosomal protein L34. Gene Ontology annotation, molecular function: structural constituent of ribosome. Gene Ontology annotation, biological process: ribosome biogenesis; translation. The record is from RefSeq and is a predicted model, not a curated record. Lineage: Eukaryota; Viridiplantae; Streptophyta; Magnoliopsida; Rosales; Rosaceae. The coding region runs from base 82 to 444 and encodes 120 amino acids. The transcript is spliced from 4 exons. Gene Ontology annotation, cellular component: ribosome; cytosolic large ribosomal subunit.
AUAUAAGCUCUCUCUUCCUCACUCUCAAAACCUUUUGUUGCAAAUCCGUCGCACCCAGACCCCCAGAGAGUUCUCUCCAAAAUGGUGCAGCGGCUAACCUACCGUUCCCGUCACAGCUACGCCACCAAGUCAAACCAGCACCGCGUGGUCAAAACCCCCGGUGGGAAGCUUGUGUAUCAGACUACUAAGAAGAGAGCCAGUGGACCAAAAUGCCCUGUGACUGGCAAGAGAAUCCAAGGGAUUCCUCACUUGAGACCUGCUGAGUACAAGAGGUCCAGACUGUCCAGGAACCGCAGGACGGUGAACCGGGCAUAUGGUGGUGUCUUGUCUGGAGGUGCUGUCAGAGAGAGGAUUAUUCGAGCCUUCUUGGUAGAAGAGCAAAAGAUUGUGAAGAAGGUUUUGAAGAUCCAGAAGGCCAAGGAAAGGCAGGCAGCCAAGAGCUAAAUGAUAUGCGGCAAUGAAGCAAAAGCCUUUCGAAUUAUAAGAUAUGCUUGAGGAAAGAUUUUGACUUAGGUUGUGUUGAUGAACGAUUUGGAGCUAGAUUGGAAUGCUUUUAUUGUUAUUCGCUACUUUGAUUACUUAUUUCAUUUCAAUGACAACUCAAUUGUGUU